This is a messenger RNA of Cetraspora pellucida, 768 nucleotides long. NCBI's taxonomy places the organism in Eukaryota, Fungi, Glomeromycota, Glomeromycetes, Diversisporales, Gigasporaceae. The record is from the annotation of a GenBank genome assembly.
AUGCAUAUAUUAAUAUCUAUCGCACUGUCGUUAGUACUAGCAUUACAUGGUUUACGUAAAAAAUCACUAACAAAAUCUGGCGCACUAUGUGCUUUAUUAGUAGGUAUUAUCACUUUGUCAAAUAAUUGCUAUACGUUUACAGUGGUAUUGUUUGUAUUUUAUUUUACUGGAUCUGGGUUAACUAAGUAUAAAGCGGAAAGAAAAAAACAACUUGAAGAAGAUUAUCAGGAUGGUGGUCAAAGGACUGCUAUGCAAGUUGUAUGUAACGCUUUUACGGGAACAAUUAUUUGCAUAAUUCAUCAACAUUACUAUGGCGGACAAUUAAAAUGUUUACUAGAUGAUCGUGGGUCAAGACUGCUAUUUUGGAUGUAUAUCGGACAUUAUUCGACAUGUAAUGGAGAUACGUGGGCCAGCGAACUUGGUAUUCUUAAUAAAGGCUGGCCAUUUUUAAUAACUACAUUUAAAAAGGUUCCUCCAGGAACAAAUGGUGGUGUAUCUCCGUUAGGUUUAUUCGCUUCUGUUUUGGGUGGUUUGAUUAUUGGUAUAUCUGCAAUGAUAUCCAUUUAUUUUGCGGAUGGAUGUAAUCGACUAUAUAUUCAAUUGAUUCCGGUGGCUUCAAUAGCAGGGUUAAUUGGAUCAAUUAUAGAUUCAAUAUUGGGUGCGACUGUUCAAGUUUCUAUGUAUUCUGAAAAAUACCGCAAGGUUACAUAUAGUAUGACUGAAGAAACCAAGUUAGUGAGUGGAUACGAUUUAUUGGAUAAUAAUCAG